This is a messenger RNA of Callorhinchus milii (elephant shark), 2410 nucleotides long. RefSeq names its product natural resistance-associated macrophage protein 2. Gene Ontology annotation, biological process: metal ion transport. Gene Ontology annotation, cellular component: plasma membrane. The transcript has 17 exons. The record is from RefSeq and is a predicted model, not a curated record. NCBI's taxonomy places the organism in Eukaryota, Metazoa, Chordata, Chondrichthyes, Chimaeriformes, Callorhinchidae. Gene Ontology annotation, molecular function: cadmium ion transmembrane transporter activity; manganese ion transmembrane transporter activity; iron ion transmembrane transporter activity. Bases 355 to 2046 code for a protein of 563 amino acids.
AAACGCAGGGGUUUACUGUGCACGUUGGGGCUGCUUCCUGCCAGCCCUGCUUUCAUUCCGUCUCUCCCACUAUCCCUCCCACCCCCAGUCAUUCACUUACCAGCAAAUGAGAUCGGAGAUAUUUAUUGACCAGUGGGUCUUGUGACGAGUGUAACUGUCGUAGCUUGUGUGUGUGUGUGUGUGUGUGUGUGUGUGUGUGUGUGUGUGUGUGCGGGCAAGGUUGAAAGGCUCGUGGAGAUUCUCUGUCCUUCCAACUAGUCUAGUCUCUCAAGGGGAAAGGUUGCCGUGCAGGGAUCGUCCGUUGAAACGUGGCUGCCAGAGAGGACUUGAGAGUUUCCAGAGGUGUCGUUUGCUAUGGCCCCGGAUCAGGAAAAGCAGGAGGAAGCAGAUGAAGCUGCAGAAAGCCAAGGUGGUGCCAAUAAAAUCCACACUGGGUAUAGCACCAUGACACCGCCUGAAUCUCCAGACCCUUUAGACCAGAGCUAUCAGACCUACCUGGAUGAGAAGGUGCCAAUACCAGACGAUAACUCGGCCUGGUUUAGCUUUCGGAAACUCUGGGCGUUUACGGGACCCGGGUUUCUUAUGAGCAUCGCCUAUCUGGACCCUGGGAACAUCGAGUCCGACCUGCAGUCUGGAGCUGUAGCAGGGUUUAAGUUGCUCUGGGUGUUGUUGUCAGCUACCAUCAUAGGGCUUCUGUUACAGCGGCUGGCUGCCCGAUUAGGAGUGGUAACUGGCAUGCACCUUGCUGAGAUCUGCCACAAACAGUACCCCAAGUUCCCUCGAAUAAUCCUGUGGCUGAUGGUGGAGUUGGCAAUCAUUGGAUCGGACAUGCAGGAAGUGAUCGGUUCAGCCAUAGCCUUUAACCUUUUGUCUGCGGGCAGGAUUCCCCUGUGGGCUGGCGUCUUAAUAACUAUUGUAGACACCUUUGUGUUCCUAUUUAUGGAUAAAUAUGGUUUAAGAAGGCUGGAAGCUUUUUUUGGGUUCCUUAUCACAGUUAUGGCCUUCACGUUCGGAUACGAGUACGUGACUGUGAGGCCUGACCAGGGAGCGUUGCUGAAGGGGAUGUUUGUGCCCUAUUGUCAGGGCUGUGGGCCACCCCAGUUGGAGCAGGCUGUUGGUAUUGUGGGAGCUGUUAUCAUGCCACACAACAUCUACCUCCACUCUGCCCUCGUCAAGUCUAGGGACGUGAACCGAGCGAACAGGAAUGCAGUCAAGGAAGCCAAUCGCUAUUUCUUCAUCGAAACCUGCAUCGCUCUCUUUAUAUCGUUCCUCAUCAAUGUCUUUGUGGUCGCUGUGUUUGCCGAAGCUUUCUAUAAGAAGACAAACAACGAAGUGAGGGAUAUGUGUUCGAACAACAGCAGCCCACACUCGAGUCUGUUCCCUGCUAACAACGAAACCAUGGAUGUUAACAUUUAUAAAGGGGGGGUUGUAUUGGGUUGUUUCUUCGGUCCGGCCGCCCUCUAUAUCUGGGCCAUUGGAAUCCUGGCUGCGGGGCAGAGUUCUACCAUGACAGGGACUUACUCCGGGCAGUUUGUCAUGGAGGGUUUCCUGAACCUGACCUGGUCCCGUUUUGCCCGUGUGAUCUUCACUCGAUCGAUCGCCAUCACCCCAACGUUGCUGGUGGCGGUGUUCCAGGAUGUGGACCAUCUGACGGGGAUGAAUGAUUUCCUGAACGUGCUACAGAGCAUGCAGCUCCCGUUUGCUUUGAUUCCAAUAUUAACCUUCACCAGUAUGAGGUCGGUCAUGCACGAUUUCGCUAACGCUCUAGGCUGGAAGAUUGCAGGUGGAGUUAUCGUUCUAAUUGUGUGCGCCAUUAACAUGUACUUUGUGGUGGUCUAUGUCUCGAGCCUGCACUACGUGUCACUUUAUGUGUUGGCAGCCUUCAUCUCGUUCGCGUACUUGUCUUUCGUAAUUUACUUGACGUGGGACUGCCUGGUUGCACUCGGAUGCCCCUUUCCGACCUUCGGACUCAUGGCUCGUUCGGGCACGCCAAUGGAACUCUCGUUGCUGAAUGACGUGGAUGAGCCUGUUACCUCCUCGCGAUGAUGUCAAGGCGAUCUGCCUGGUUGGUGCGGCGUGAGAACUGGGACACUUGCCCUUGUUAUGCUGCAGACACUGUGUAAAACACCAGCUUAGAUCGAGGAGAAACCCCGUUCCCUUACCUCACCCUCGCCAUAGCUGCCGUAAAGCAACGUCGCAAAACCCGUUGGAUUCACUGCUCUGACACACCGUGACUUGCAGCGAGAGAGAGGGGACAGAACUUUUUUGAGCAGGUGGGGAAAGGUCCAAAUGGCGGUGGUAAGUUGAGAAGGGACUUGGGGUUGUUCCCCCCACAAUUCUCCAGGUUUCCAACCUUCUCCGUUCUGUCGUCUUGUUUUUUUUUAAUAACAGCAACAAUAAUAAUCCUCGC